AUUUUGCUCAGAUAAACUUACAGGGAGUGCCCAGGAGGGAAUACCAAGGUGAGGGCUGGCAGAAUGCCAUUGCUGUGCCGGAGGCCGAGGCUCUGGGAAAGUAGAACAAGCAGGGAACAAAGAAGAGGACAAGUCCUGAUCAGAUCCAUAUUCACGGGCUCUUGUUAUGGGAUAACUCUUUUCUGUGCAGCCUGAGGAACCAACUGGGGGAAGAGAAAGUAUCUGUAAGAUUUCUAGGUGACCCUCAUGUUUCAUCAUUGAGAAUUCAUCAUUGGGAAUUUAGUCUCACUCUGCCCUUGCAGUGUUCCCUUUGUGUCCUGUCCUACUUUACUGUCACAGGUACAAAUGCUCUGUGCUAUCAGGAUGGACAAUCUCCUCUGUACAACCUGGGUCUCAGCCUGACAGUCCUGCAGCAACAUCCCUGGAGUUACACAGUGCUUUGUGCAUUACUGGGCCAGCAUGUAUCACCCCCAAGCCAUGCCACUUCCCUCACACCUACCAGAGGACCCCCCACCAUCUACCAGCCAGGCCCUGCUGACAGAGAUUUGUCCUGCAUCAAUACCCUGGGACCAUUCAGAGUUUGGUUAUGAAACCAAUGAUAUGGACUUGCCUUUCUUGGCCUGCCUUGCCUCACCCAGUUAUUCUGCUCUAGCCUCAGACACAUGCAGUAUGGCAGACAAGAGCACAGAUGAAGGAGCCCCUCAGUUUACAGAGUUAUUGGCCACUGUGACGACCUACAGAAGGAAUUUGGCCCAACAGGUUUCACAGGAGAAAACAAUGAGUCUAAUUACGGUUGGUGACACAAGCAUCUCGGGAGAGAGCAAAUCCCAGAGAGUUCCUCGGGAGAGCAGUCGGCAAAGGAAAACAGGUCAAGGCGUUCAUCUGUGGGAGUUUGUGCGGGACCUGCUGUUGCACCCACAAAAGGACAGAGAAGCAGUGCGCUGGGAGAACCGUAAGGAAGGAACCUUCCGGGUCAUUAGGUCUGACACCUUUGCACGGCUCUGGGGUGAACAAAAGAAGAACAAGUGUAUGAAUUAUGAGAAACUGAGCAGAGCACUAAGGCACUAUUACAAGUCCGGGAUUCUAGAAAAGGUGGGCGGCAGGCUAACGUACAAGUUCGGAAGAAAAGCCCAUGGCUGGAGCGAUGAACCUCUUCAGAAAGUCACAUAGCACAGGCCCAAGAGAGCAAUACUCAGAUGUUAUGUUUAAUAAUGGAAGGCAGGUCUAGACUAUUUUAUUAAUCAUCUGGGGAGUUCCAGUAACAAGGGAAUGUAAAAAUAUAUAUAUAAUUGUGGUGGUACAAUAAGACAACACCGUAUGUUUGUGAUGGGUCAAGUUGGGCUAAAACUAUUGGCCUUUGGAUAGAAUGAGAAGUCCAGUGUCCAGCACCCCCCGGGGUCAAAGUACCAUAAAUAAAGGUAAAAUGCCUGGUGAAGUAAUACCUUAGAAAGCAGGUCCUUGUUUUCCUUAGCAAAUAGCUUUGUGCAAAUGACUAUUUUAUAUGUUUUAUAUAGAUAUGAUGCACUGGUAUCAGAAAAUUAAACUUUGUUAAACUUC
Molecule: messenger RNA, 1557 nt
Organism: Xenopus tropicalis (tropical clawed frog)
Lineage: Eukaryota; Metazoa; Chordata; Amphibia; Anura; Pipidae
Gene: elf5l
Product: E74-like factor 5 (ets domain transcription factor)-like
Exons: 6
Coding region: 460-1170 (236 amino acids)
Source: RefSeq, a predicted model, not a curated record